Molecule: messenger RNA, 7384 nt
Organism: Seriola aureovittata
Lineage: Eukaryota; Metazoa; Chordata; Actinopteri; Carangiformes; Carangidae
Gene: f5
Product: coagulation factor V
Exons: 25
Coding region: 59-5974 (1971 amino acids)
Molecular function (GO): copper ion binding
Source: RefSeq, a predicted model, not a curated record
AUCACAGCUUCUUCACUUGCUGAACAGACCAGUUUCACCUGGAGGAUUGAUCCCAGACAUGAGGCUCUGUGUCUGGGCCGGAGCUCGGCGUCUCCUGCCCGUCCUGGUUCUCCUGACUGUCCUCCAUGUCAACGCGGACCAGCACCAACCCAGGAAGAGACACUACUACAUCGCUGCUGUCGAGAUAGACUGGAAGUACUCUGGCAAUGACACACACAGAUCUGGUCCCACCUAUAAGAAAGUGGUCUUUCGGGAGUAUGAGGAAGACUUCAGACAGGCUAAGACUCAUCCCUCCUGGUUAGGUCUGCUCGGACCCACGCUGAGGGCCGAGGAGGGCGACACGAUUGUCGUCACUUUCAGAAACAUGGCGACCGGAGCGCACAGCAUUCACCCACACGGGGUCGCUUACGGGAAACAGUCGGAGGGAGCCAACUACUUCGACAACACGUCGCAGAAGGAGAAAGAGGAUGACGUCGUGCACCCGAACGGGGAGCACGUUUACUACUGGGAGGUGACGUCAGAGGUUUCUCCACAGCCAGCUGACCCCACCUGUCUCACCUACACCUACAUCUCCCACCAGAGGGUCGUGGAGGACUACAACUCAGGCCUCAUCGGGGCUCUGCUCAUCUGCAAGCCCAAAAGUCUGGAUGAGUCGGGGAGGCAGAUCGGCGUCCACCAGGAGUACGUCUUCCUGUUUGGGGUGUUUGACGAGAAGGAGAGCAAGUACAAACCGAGCGACCACGCCUCAGACGACACCGUCAAGUACACCAUCAACGGAUACACAAAGGGAUCGCUACCUGAUGUCAGAGUGUGUGCUCAUGCCUCUGUGAGCCUGCACCUGCUGGGCAUGAGCUCACAGCCGGAGGUGUUCUCCGUGCACAUGCACGGGCAGGUGCUGCAGCAGACCGGACAUAAAGUGUCGACCGUGGGGCUGAUCAGCGGCUCCACCGCCACCGCCAGCAUGGUGGCUCUCUACGCGGGCCGCUGGCUGCUCUCCUCGCACACCAACAAGCACAUGGCCGCCGGGAUGCACGGCUUCGUGGAUGUGGAGAAGUGCGGUGGCUUCGAAGCGCCGCUGCGACGGAUGACUAUCAAGCAGAAACAGCAGAGCACGGAGUGGACAUACUUCAUCGCAGCUGAGGAGAUCGUGUGGGACUAUGCGCCCACUGUGCAGGAACAUGUGGAUGAGGACUUCAAGCUCCAGUACUUGAAACAGUCUCCGACACGGAUCGGUCAGAAGUACAAGAAGGUGGUGUACUCUCAGUACAUCAACGAGUCGUUCACCGAGCGGGUGGACGACAAGAAGAGGAAGAAUGAGCGCGGCAUCCUGGGCCCGGUGAUCAGAGCGCAGAUCAGAGACGUCAUCAAGAUUGUUUUUAAGAACAUGGCGUCCAGGCCCUACAGCAUCUAUCCACAUGGACUGACAAUAGAGAAGUCAGACGAGGGAGUCAACUACCCAGCAGGAGGAAACCACUCUCAUGGUGUUCAGCCAGGUGAGACACACACCUAUGUCUGGAGAGUGGUCGAGGAGGAUGAGCCUUUGCCCGGAGACCCCCGGUGUCUGACACGGAUGUACCACAGUGCGGUGGACACGACACGGGACAUCGCCUCGGGACUGAUUGGACCCAUCCUCAUCUGCAAGAGUCAGUCCCUCAACGUCAGGAACGUGCAGCUGAAAGCAGACAAGGAGCAGCACGCCAUGUUUGCUGUGUUUGAUGAAAACAAGAGCUGGUACCUGGAUCACAACAUUGGCCGCUAUACUGAUCGAACCAAAGUCAACAAGGAAGACUCUGACUUUUAUAAGUCCAACGUCAUGCACACGAUUAACGGUUACGUGUUUGAGGGCGGCCCGCUCCUGGGCUUCUGCAACGGUGAGGUUGCAACGUGGCACGUGUCUAGCAUCGGAGCGCAGGACUACAUCCAGACAGCCACGUUCUAUGGCCACAUGUUCGAACUGAAUAAGCGGACGGAGGACUUUCUCAGCCUCUACCCCAUGACCGGAGAAACCAUCACUAUGAACAUGGCCAACAUUGGUAUCUGGCUCCUGGCUUCCCUGAAUUCCCAUGAGACAACCAAAGGAAUGCGCGUGAAGUUUCGGGAUGUCGAGUGCUUCCGUGACUCCCAGUAUGAGUACUAUGAUGAUAAAGAAUUUAGUGAGUGGAAGCCUCCCAGUUUGGAUGAGCUCAAGAAGGAAGAGGAGAUACCGGAACCCUUAGAAAACGUAAAAGAAACCGAAGGGAUGGAUGAUUACACAGAUUCGUUUGCAGACGAAUUAGGUCUCAGGUCUCUGAAGAACCAAACUAAGGAUUCAAAUGUGGAGCAGCUGGAUCUCUCUUUCCUCGACUAUGAUGUGCCUGGCGGAGAUACGAACGACACCUUUACUUUCACAGAGACAAAGAGUUACAACGACACCUCCCUUCCACAGCCAAAUACACUCAAUCAGACAUUAUUUCUAAAUCGGACAGAGGUUGAUGGAGUAAACCUAACAGCGGUCCAUUUGCUGAACCAAAGCAUCAGUGAGAAUACAACACAUAUACAGAACACAAGUGAUGCGUCAGUGUUUGGCAAUUCCACGUCUAAAACAGAGAACUCAACCGUCUUUUAUAGCCCCAGUGAUUUACUAAAGAAUGACAGUGCAACUACAAAUAGCAGCGACUCUCUAGCCAUCUCAGAUCGUGAUAGUGAUGCUGUUUCCGACACGAACAACACAACAAUUCACAACGGUACGGCGUCAUCAGUGGCUGGAAAUGUAUCUACAGAGAUUACCAAUCUGACGGUAACAUUACAAGAAACUACCAAUCUUACCGUAUCAUUACCUGGAAAUGUUAGUUCCCUCUUGGAGACUGAAAGAAUUAACGACACCCUGACCGGUACUAACCAGACCACUUUGGUCCCGGCAGAGGACUCAGAGGAGAGACUCACCAGAGGGGAUGUCUUCUCUUACUCUGUGCCUCUGUCCACUUCCGGGAGCAACAGUCUCCAUGGCGCACCAGACCACCAAGUGUCUGUUAUCAAUCUGUCGCAAAGUGAAGAUGAGAAUAACACAGCGACGAACCGCGUUAACGUGUCAGCGGACGCAACAAACCAUUCGCCGUCUGUUUCAGCGGAUGGCGCUGGCGACAAACCCAGUGACGAUGGCGCAGUAGCAGAGCUGGCGCAUGGACUUCAAACGGAUUCUUCUGAAAAUGUGACACAGAUUUUGCUUGAAACUGAGCCUUUACAAAAUGGCACAGUGAAUAUCAAACAUCCAGAUACAUCAAAUGCAUCGGGGGAGGUUCGUUCGGGGAGUAGGGAGAACAUCACGGCUGUUGUUGGUGAGUUGAACCAAACGUCUUCUGCAGAACAUUCCCCCAAUGAGACCGUGGUUCCAGAUAACGUGUCCCCCUCCAGUGGUGCAGUGGGAAGUUAUGAGGUGCUAAGUGCCUCCGAGAGCAGCGAAGAAGUGUUUAUCUACCUUAAAGAAAACAACACAGAGGUGAUUAAAACCACCUCUGUUAAAACACAGGGCCACAACUGGACGUAUGAGGGAACGCACCAGGUGGAGCCCAUGGAUAUUCCUGACUACAUGUUGAAAUAUUUUGAGAAAGAGACCCCUCAAACGACGCCAACACCAAAGAAGAAGAAGAAGAAAGUGACCUUCCGACAGAGGCCCCAGAGGGGCGAAGGCAUGAAAACAAAGAAGAGGAAGGAAUACAAGCCGGUGAUCAGGAGCGGUUUACCGAACAGUUUAGCGUUCUCUCCCCGUGGAUUCAAUCCAGCCAUGACGCCGCGCGGGUCACGACCCAACGCACCACAGCCUUUCUCUGAUGAGGAGGAGCUCAUCAACAUGCCUGUGGUCAUCGGCCUCCCCCGGCCUGACUUCAGUGACUACGAGCUCUAUGUUCCUGGGAACGAGCCAGACCAUCUAGGGCUGAACGAGCAGGACGUGCGUGAAGAUGAAUAUGAGUAUGUGUCCUUCAAAGAUCCCUACAGCAGUCAUGAAGACAUCAAGAAUCUCCAGCUGGAUGACAACACCAAGUACUACUUAAAAUUCUCAGGCCCGAAUGUAAAGUUGUAUUUCAUCGCUGCAGAGGAGGUCAAGUGGGACUAUGGCGGCUACGGACAGAGGAGGCAAGACAAGUCGAUACCAAACAGCAGAGAAACUAAGUUCACCAAGGUGAUUUUCCGGAGUUACGUGGACAGUAACUUCAGAACACCUGACAUCCGCGGAGAGAUGGAAGAGCAUCUCGGCAUCCUGGGACCCGUCAUCAAAGCAGAGGUUGGACAGAGCAUCAUGGUGGUGUUCAAGAACAACGCCAACCGCCCGUACUCCAUUCACCCAAACGGGGUUUCCUACGCCAAACAGACGGAGGGUCUGUCCUAUGAAGACGGCUCCAAGUAUUGGUACAAAUUAGACAACGCCAUUCAACCCAACCACACAUUCACGUAUUUAUGGAAGGUCGAUAUUAACGCCGGGCCACAGGCCGAUGACCAGGACUGUCGGACGUGGACCUACUACUCAGGCGUCAAUCCCGAGAGGGACAUCCACUCCGGGUUGAUCGGGCCUCUGCUGGUGUGUCGAGAGGGCACCCUGAGCAGAAACCUGCAGAACAUGAGGGAGUUCAUGCUGCUUUUCAAGACCUUUGACGAGUCGCAGAGCUGGUACUACGAGACGAACCGCGAGCUGAUUCAGAAGAAGCUGCAAAGGAGAACUCUGGGCCCCAACUUCAAGGAGAACCUCAAGUUCCACUCCAUCAACGGCAUCAUAUACAACCUGAAGGGCCUGAGGAUGUACACCAACCAGCUCGCGCGCUGGCACCUCAUCAACAUGGGUGCUCCCGAAGACUUUCAGAGCGUCCACUUCCACGGCCAGACGUUCCUCGACAAGAAGAUCGACAGCUACAGACAGGCGGUCUACCCGCUGCUGCCCGGGGGCUUUGCUACUCUGGAUAUGUAUCCGUCCAGACCCGGCCUGUGGCAGCUGGAGACAGAAGUUGGUUUCAACCAGCAGAAGGGGAUGCAGACUCUCUUCCUGGUUCUGGAUAACGAGUGCUCCCGUCCACUGGGUCUACAGUCAGGCAGUGUGAAGGAUGACCAGAUCACAGCCUCCGUCACCAGAGGUAGCCGAUACUGGGAGCCUCAUCUUGCCAGACUGAAUAAUCAGGGUAAAUACAACGCGUGGAGCACAGAUCAGAACAGCAGCUGGAUCCAGGUGGACUUCCAGCGGCCAGUUGUGAUCAGCCAGGUGGCCACUCAGGGAGCCAAGCAGAUGUUCCAGUCCCAGUAUGUGCUCAAGUACUUUAUCUCCUACAGCACCGACCGCCGGAAGUGGAUCUUCUAUAAGGGCGACAGCAGGGACCUCUGGAAGGCGUUCCCGGGGAACCAGGAAGCCUAUCAGACGAAGACAAACACCUUCUUCCCUCCUGUGAUUGGACGGUUCAUCAGGCUCCACCCCAUCGAGUGGUACAACAAGGCCACAGUUCGCAUGGAGUUCUACGGCUGCGAGCUCGACGGCUGCUCGGUGCCUCUGGGGAUGGAGAGCGGACUCAUAGAACACCGUCACAUCACUGCCAGCUCCACAGCCUCCAGCUGGUACUCUGGACCCUGGACACCCUCCCUCGCACGCCUCAACAAACAAGGCACCAUCAACGCCUGGCAGGCUAAGUAUAAUGACAUGAACCAGUGGCUUCAGGUGGAGCUGCCCCAAGUCAAGAAGAUCACAGGUAUAGUAACGCAGGGGGCCAAGUCUCUGGGGAAGGAGCUGUACGUCAUCUCCUACAGUUUGCAGUACAGUAACAACGGGAUCCACUGGACCCAGUACACAGACGACGAGGACUUCGCAUUCAAGACGUUCUCUGGAAACAAAAACAACAACGACCAUGUGAAGAACUACAUCUACCCCCCCAUCUUCUCACGCUUCAUCCGGAUCGUACCCAGGAACUGGAUGGGCUCCAUCACCAUGAGAAUAGAGCUGCUGGGCUGUGACUUCGAGUGACGCACACACACACACACACACACACACACACACAACCAUAUUAUCACACGUCAGGUCAACCGUACAUCUACAUCCAGACAAUAAACACGUGUAGUGUCUGAAAAGUUCUGGAAAGGAAGGUCCAAAGGUUCUGUUGCUUGCCUGACAAGCCUCUGACAGAGCGGACAUACGAUGUGCCGUAUGAAGAAAAUAAGUUCAGUCAAUCAGUCCUGAAAGAAGCUUCAAAGCAGCAGAAAGAGAGGAAUCGCAACUUCCUGUCAGGACUUUCAGAAUAAAAUCAGAGCGCAAACAGAAUGCAGAUGAUGAGCAAGAUCAUGGAUUGUGAUCUGGUAUGAUCUUUUUAAAUAAAUAAUAUUACAGCCUUUUACAAGUAAAUGUAUUUCUUAGAGCAGUUUAAGGCCAGUCUAGGGACGGGCGUUGCAAAUGAGCUUGCCCUUUGUCUCUAUACAAAUCAUAUACAUACGUCGGUGAAUAUCCUGUUUAGAAAAGUGUUACAGCUCGUCACUAAGAGCAGCAGGUGAGUUAUAAGAGCCUUUUUGUCAAUAGUUGUGUGUGUUUUUUGGAAUACUAGUUGCAUUUCUAAGCUCACAGAAGUAUUUUUCUCAUCAGAAAUGAAUGUAAAUGAAUGUAAAUACACUGUAAAAAGAAAUCCUAAUUUUACGGAAAAUAACUCUAAGUUUUCUAACAGUAAUUUUCUCUUUUUUAAAUUGUGAACAAAAGUCUGUAAAAUGACAGAAAUCAUCUGUGAAUUAACAGCCAAACUUGUAUUUUAAGCAUUAUGCCAAUGAUAAUGAAUUACAUUUAUUUCCCAUUUUUGUAAAGAAAAAUACUGUAUUAUUUAUACAGUAUUUUUUCUGCUUUCUUAAAUUACAUACAAAUCUAUGUAAAAUGACAGUAAUUAUCUGUAAGUAAAAAUGUAGCUUGUUAUUAUAAAAGUUAAUGUCCAUACGAACAAUUUAAAGAUCUUCUCUGUAAUUUCAGGGUAAAUCUUAUUAGUUUUACAUUUAUGUGACUUCUACAUUCAAACUUUUUUUAUUCUGGAUGAAAUUUAACAAACUUUUUCUCAUCACAUCAAACUUCAAACAAAAAAAGUUUGAAGUACUGGAAUGUAUCCCAGCAUGCACUGGGAGGAAAGCAGGACAAUGGUUUAUCACACAACAGUCAACCUGUCAGACUGUUGCUCCGUCCUCACUGAGCUAUGAAGGAUUAUUUUACAUCUCUACUAUAAUUUAUACUUGUUACUAAAUAAGAUUUAUCCACCUCUUUAUGAUGCAACUUGUCUUGUGACAGUGAAGUUCACCUGCACCUUCAUUCACAACUGUUUUAUUUUUAAUUUGUCAGUUACAGUUGAUUGUAAAUUGUUGAAAUUAAUGUAGUUUUAAUGUGAAAUAAAGUUUCUUAUGAAGCUUU